Brachypodium distachyon (stiff brome) is the source of this 1229-nucleotide messenger RNA. RefSeq lists its product as uncharacterized. The coding region runs from base 206 to 901 and encodes 231 amino acids. The transcript has a single exon. Lineage: Eukaryota; Viridiplantae; Streptophyta; Magnoliopsida; Poales; Poaceae. The record is from RefSeq and is a predicted model, not a curated record.
CCUCUUCUUCGAUCCGAACGCCUCAUCUCCAGACCUAUUUGUACGCGCAGCGCACGCUUCACGCCGCCGCGAACCGCGAGCCCCGUCAAGUGCUUUUGCCUGCUGCUAUUUACCGCCGAUCCGGAGGGCGCCGGUUCUUCAAUCAAGGGCAUCGCGCGCGUGGGGGAGAUCGAAGAGGAAAGAGCUCGCGCCCGCCCGGUCGACGAUGGCAGCGGCGGCGGCGGCUUCCUCCGUGCGGGGUUGCGGCCCGGCGUCCGCGUCGACGGUGGGGUUCUCGUCUCGGCGGGCCUCGUUCUUCAAGCCGCUGCCCUCGCGACGAGCGUCGUGGGCGCGCGCGCGCGCCGUGGUCGCCGACGUCCCGUCAAGGGGGAUGGAGGUCCGUCGGGAGAAGGGGUUGUUGGAGGCCAUGAUCGGAGGAGGAGAAGAAGAAGUCCGCGAGGACGAGAAGAUCGGGGAGGAGAAGGUGGAAGGGUGGAUGCGGGAGUCGAUCGCGGAGAUCGUGCGGCACGUCGGGGAGGCGCCGUUCCUGGUGCACCUGUUCAGCGACGACGACCGCGUGACGAUGCGGCGUGAGCCGGCGUCGGCGGAGGCCUGGCCGGACGUGAGGCGGCGGUGGGGCAGCGGCGGGCAGCGGCGGCCCGACGGGAUCAUCCUGGUGGAGCAGGUGGCCGCGGCGGCGGUGGAGGACGGCGCGGAGGCGGCGCGGCAGGUGUGGGGCCUGGUGGUGCAGGCCCGCGGCAUGGAGUGCGCGGCGUGCUACGUGCUCGACACCUGCCGCGUGCGCUCCCCGGCGGGGCUCUGCACCCACUUCUGCCUCGCCCGCGCGCAGUGCUUCGGCGGGGAGCCCCUCGAGCUCCAGCUCCGCAACGCCUGGCUCAACCGCCUCUCCGGCCACCGAUAGCCCCGCCCGCCCGCCGCGCUCCUGUGUACCACUACUAGCCUUAGAACACCGCCGCGCCGCCUCUAGAAGACGCCGAACGUGAUGCCUCCUCCGGCUCGGUUUGGUCGGGAAGAAAGAACCAUCGAUUCGAUCGGGAAGCAAGGAACACACUGAUGAUUCUGUUCUUUUGUCUUUCCGGUCUAGUUUUCUCCCCUGCGCCGCGAGAUGGAUUACAUUGUGAUCGGGUAAUCGAAAUCACGAUCCAACCCGCGUGGAUUUGUACAGAUUAUACUGAUUGUAUUGCUUGAUUAUUAUGAAACGAAAAGCAAUUGAUCGUUCUACAAUGGAA